UUCUUCGUCAACAAUAACACUCUCGUACCAACAAUUGGUCUUGGAGAGUGCAAUAAUUAAUUGGUAUGUAUAUGAUAACCCUUUCGUCCAUUGCUUUAUUAUCUUUCCAUGAGUCUAUAUGAUGAUUUCCAUAUAACAUUAGAACCGUUGCGACUGACACCCUUCUUCGGGAGAGUGGUUGAUCUCACAUCGAUCCGUUGUCUGAAAAACUCGUUAUCUACAUCUUCCAUUGCUUUAAUAUUGUUUUUCAUUGAGUGAAGCUAAUUGAGUUGUAUAAAGAUUACAGGAUGAGUUCUCUUACCGGUCUACGGUUCCUAAGACCAUAUCUUUAUCAUGACAUUCUACCGGUGAAACCAGCUGCAUAUGCACGAAUUUUCUCUACACAUUAUCGUUUACGUGGCAAGGGGCCGAAGGCUCCUUCCUGCGAGACUGAGGGCGAGUUUAAUGUACGGAGAGUGAAGUUGAAGGAAGGCUUAGAUCACUCUGAAAGUAGGAUAAAAAAACUUCAGUUAUCUGGCGCCUUACAUUACCCAAGAAUUAAAAAGGUUGGUAGAAUUGCUACGGUGAAAAGUUGUCUUGAGUAUUGUGCGACAUUGCCAUGUGGAUAUAGUCAUGAAACCGAUGCUCUUACGCUGCAUGGUAAGAACUUUUCUGGGCAGAAUGCAAAUAGAGGUUGAUUUUUUGUAGGUAGGCUUGAAAGUGUGCGAAAGUUUGGCUCAAAGCUUGUCUUCAUGAAUUUGACAGAAGACGGUUAUUCAAUUCAAUUAGAAGCCGAACAUGGGAAGAUAUCUAAAAAUCAAGAUGUUAUUGUGCAAACUCCAAUUUCCUUCGAAAAUUUAAGCAAAAUUAUGCAACGUGGAGAUAUUGUUUGUGAGUGAAAAUUCCAUGUCGCAUCCCUUUCCCUUUUGGCGAACCUAACAUGUAAUAGCUGCAACUGGUUACCCAAUUCGUAAAGACAAUGGUUCAGCUACUCUCCAAUUGACAUGUUUACCACAUAUAUUGACUCCAAGUCUGGCACCGGUGCCCAGAAAAUUAGAGGAUCCAGAAACUCGUAUUCGAAAUCGACAUCUCGACCUUCUUGUCAACAACGAUGUCGCCGCUACCCUGCGGCUUCGUUCAAAAAUCACACAGCAUAUCCGUGAUUUCCUCGUUCAAGAUAAUUUCCUCGAAUUUCAAACCCCGAUCCUUGCCGAUAAGGCUUCAGGUGCCAUGGCCCAACCGUUCAAAACAAAUGCAACAGAGUUCCCCGAAAAGGAGUUAGCUCUGAGAAUAGCUCCUGAGUUAUGGUUAAAACGCCUAGUCAUCGGUGGUUUAGAUCGAGUUUUCGAAAUUGGUCCUGCGUUCAGAAAUGAAGGUCUUGAUGCUACACAUAAUCCGGAAUUCACAACCUGUGAAUUUUACAAAGCGUACGCGGACAUUGAGGAUCUUAUCUCCAUGACCGAGAAGUUGGUUUCGGGUCUUGUACAUCUCGUCAAUGGAUUGCGUGUCGAUCCUCAACAUGUAAAAUACAUGCCUUUUACGGAACUUCCACGCUUCGAAGAGGAUCUAUACACAAAACCCUUUAAAAGAAUCGAAUUCAUACCCGCCAUCGAAUCUGCAAUUGAGGAAAAGUUACCCGAUCUCCAAAAAGAUGACGCUAGAGAAGACCUCCUUCAGCUUUUCGGAAAAUAUGAUCUCGAAGUUCCCGAAAACCCAACUCUCCCCCGUCUCCUAGAUAAGCUCGCAUCCAUCUACAUCGAGCCCCGUUGUUCCGAUCCCACGUUCAUUAUGCAUCAGCCCUCCUGCAUGGCGCCCCUCUCAAAAUCCUUCCUCGAUCCUACUACCAAGCAACUCGUAUCCGCACGGGUGGAACUCUUCAUACAGCACCAAGAAAUAGCAAAUAUGUAUGAAGAAGAGAAUUCACCAUUUGAACAGCGGUACAAAUUUGGAGAACAGUUGAAAUUUAAGGAUAUAGAGAAUCCCAUGGAUAAAGUGGAUGAGGGAUAUAUUCAAGCGUUGGAGGUGGGAUUGCCCCCUACUGGCGGAUGGGGAUGUGGAGUUGAUAGGUUGGCCAUGUGGUUGAGUGGUGCGAAAAGGAUUAGUGAUGUGUUGCCGUUCGGAAAUCUGAGGAAUGUGGUUAAUUUAGGAGCGGUCGUUAAAAGCGAAAUGGAAGAAGGGGAGAAAGUAUGAAAUUUCUUUCCUCGAAGGAAUGGUGGAGCCGAGGCUUUGAGUAUGGAAUUGAUGGAACAGAUAAUAUGGAUGGAUAAGAAAGGGGCAAGCCAACGCAGCGGAGAGAGGUCAAUAUCACACAGGUGCUCUAAGGAGCGGCAAUGUAAAUAUUCCAAAAAUCCAAC
Molecule: messenger RNA, 2333 nt
Organism: Sclerotinia trifoliorum
Lineage: Eukaryota; Fungi; Ascomycota; Leotiomycetes; Helotiales; Sclerotiniaceae
Source: the annotation of a GenBank genome assembly